Messenger RNA from Peromyscus maniculatus bairdii (prairie deer mouse), 2015 nucleotides. It is a transcript of the gene Cdcp2, whose product is annotated as CUB domain containing protein 2. The record is from RefSeq and is a predicted model, not a curated record. Lineage: Eukaryota; Metazoa; Chordata; Mammalia; Rodentia; Cricetidae.
UGAAUGGUUGUGCCGGUUGCUCAGAAGGCCAAGCCCCACAAGAGUGCAAUGACUUCUUUAACAUCACCUGACUGGCUGGAGGUUGAGCUGGGAUGGACCCAGAUCCGCCUGGCCCUGGAAUUGAGGCCCCUUGUCCACUACCCUGUCUCCUUCCCGAUGCAGGGUGGCCAUUGCAGCUCACAGUACGUGUCAACCUGGUGACACCAGAUCCGUCAGUCACCUCAGUGAGGAGUGAGAAGCACCUGGGAUCGGCUUACUAAUUCAAGGGCCCGAUGAAUUAUUCACACCACCAUUGACUUGGGGGCCCUUCCAACCUCACCUCUCUUUCCCCUCUCGGACCCUUGGAUCCUGACCCCUGAACUCCGCCUUGGUGGGGGACCCCCAGUGAGGAGAUGCUGGCUGAGCUGGGGGCUUGCUUAUUGCUGGCCAUGGUACUGCUGGACUCAGGUCCUGGGACCCAAGCCACGGAAGGUGUCAAGUGUGGGGGUGUGCUCUCGGCACCGUCUGGGAACUUCUCCAGCCCAAACUUCCCAAGUCUGUAUCCCUACAACACGGAGUGCAGCUGGCUGAUCGUGGUGGCCGAGGGGUCCUCCGUGCUCCUCACCUUCCACGCCUUCGACCUGGAGUACCACGACACCUGCGGCUUCGACUUCCUAGAGAUCUACAACGGGGCCUCCGGAGACCAAGGCAAUCUUCUGGGCAGGUUCUGCGGCCAGGUGCCCCCCCCACCCUUCACCUCCUCCUGGCACGUCAUGUCUGUCGUCUUCCACUCGGACAAGCAUGUGGCCAGCCGUGGCUUUUCUGCAGGCUACCAGAAAGACGUGUGUGGCGGUGUCCUGACUGGCCUGUCGGGGGUCCUCAGCAGCCCCGAGUACCCCAACAACUACCCCAACAACGUGGAGUGCCACUGGCUGAUCCGUGCCUCAGGGCCUGCCGCCGUCAAGCUGGUGUUCGUGGACUUCCAGGUGGAGGGCAGCCAUGAAUGCAUGUACGACUACGUGGCUGUGCUCGGAGCCCCCGGCCCUGCCCACGGGCACCACUACUGCGGCCGCACCAGACCCCCCACCCUUGUGUCCCUGGGCCACGAGUUGCAGGUGAUCUUCAAGUCUGACUUCAACAUUGGAGGCCGGGGCUUCAAGGCCCACUACUUCUCAGGAGAAUGCCAGGAGGUAUUCACGGCUGUGCGUGGAAACUUCUCCAGCCCACAGUACCCUGGCUCCUACCCCAACAACAUCCGGUGCCACUGGACCAUCCGCCUGCCCCCCGGCUACCGGGUCAAGGUCUUCAUCUUGGACCUGGGCUUGGAGGAACCCAACAGCCUGACCAGAACCUGCGACUUUGACCACCUGGCGGCCUUUGAUGGGGCCAGUGAGGAGGCACAGCUCCUGGGGAAGUGGUGUGGUCAUCACCUGCCACCGCCUGUCACCUCACGUCACAACCAGCUCCUGCUUCUGCUGCACACUGACCGCAGCACCUCCGGCAGGGGCUUCUCUGUGGCCUACAUUGGAGUGGUACCCAUGAAUGUGAGCUGUUCCCGAACGGACUUCCAGAUCCUGAUCUCUGCCCAGGCGCUGGCCCCACUGGAGCGGACGAGGGUCUACCUGGGCAGCCGGAGCUGUGCAGCCCAGGAAGUUGGUAGCAACUUCCGGAUCCAAGCCCGCUUUGACACCUGCGGUACAGAGUCUCAGAGAAGAAAUAACACCUCAGUGAUCGUCAGCGUGCUGUACAUCGACUUCUCCGCUGCUGGGCACGAGGACAUCCACGAGUACGAGGUGCGCUGUGAGCCGAGGCGCAAGGAGGCAUCUGCCCACUUGCUGUCAGGCUCUCACUGGCUCGGGCCCUAUGCUGCCACGGCUGAGCACCUUCAGGAGGCACCAUCCGGGGAUGAGGCAGAGGUCCUGGAGGGCCCAGGGACGGUGGUGUCCCAGGACACCAGUGACAUCGUCUUCCUGGGCCUCUGCAUCCUAGCUGGAGUCCUUAUGAUCAUUGCCAUUGUGGUCCUGAUGCUGCUGUAA